AUGACGAGAUCAGAUUCCGCGGCCAGUGCAUUCGCAGAGGUAGCAGGGGCCGAGGUGGCCUCGCGUUCCAGUACCGACGGGCAGCUUCGCUGGGCAGCCAGUGCAGCUGCAUCUCUUCUGCUGACCUACACAGUCACCCUGCAGCCGGCGAAUGCGGCGGACGUCGUGAAUUACUCGGACUUCCUAGAAUCGGUCAAGAAGGGAGAUGUGGAAAUGGUGCGUGUGCAGAACGACAUGCUUUCAGCACAGUAUACAACGAAGGAUGGCGCCAGACGGGAUGUGAACUUGAUUCCCAAUGCUCAGAUCGAGGAUGAGCUGUUCAACACUUUGGCAGACAAGAAGGUCGACGUAGUCAUGCAAAAUUCUAACGCCGGCGGUUCUCCGUUCGAUUUCCUCGCACGGUUUGCCGGUCCCAUUGCCUGGCUGAUUGCCGGCCUGCUUCUUUUGUUUGGAGGCUUGCCAUUUGGUCCUGCGGGGCCUGGAGGCCCUGGAG
Molecule: messenger RNA, 493 nt
Organism: Symbiodinium necroappetens
Lineage: Eukaryota; Dinophyceae; Suessiales; Symbiodiniaceae
Source: the annotation of a GenBank genome assembly